Messenger RNA from Xyrauchen texanus (razorback sucker), 4295 nucleotides. RefSeq names its product tectonin beta-propeller repeat-containing protein 2-like. The record is from RefSeq and is a predicted model, not a curated record. The transcript has 20 exons. NCBI's taxonomy places the organism in Eukaryota, Metazoa, Chordata, Actinopteri, Cypriniformes, Catostomidae. The coding region runs from base 167 to 4282 and encodes 1371 amino acids. Gene Ontology annotation, molecular function: protein binding.
AGAAGAAGUCACGUUAGACUGUCAACAAGAGUUAUCUGCUGUAAAAGCAGCAGAAAUGUCAACAGAUCGCCCUCAUCUAAACUGUCAAAGGAUUACGGUUCAGAAUUAAUGUGAAAUUGUCCCGGAGAUUUCUCCAUCAGUGGGAAGAUAGAUCCAUAGGCUGAUCAUGACCACCCAUUCAGCACCAUUCCCCUUGAGGGAGUUCUGCCCACUCUACUACCUUCUCAAUGCCAUCCCUGCUAAAGUGCAGAAAGGUUUUCGUUCUGUGUUGGUCUACUUGACCGCUUUGGACAGCAACACUGAUUAUAUAGCGAUUGGCAGCAGCAUCGGCAUGCUGUAUCUCUACUGCAGGAGAGUGAGCCAGAUGAAUAAAUACAAUUUAGAGGGGAAAUGUGAGGCCAUCACUGCAGUGAAGUUGCUGAGUUGUUUUGAUGAUCUUGUGGCUGUUGGGACAGCAUCAGGCCGAGUUGCUUUCUUUCAGCUUGUGUCACCAUUACCUGGCAGAAAUAAACAGCUGAGAAGGUUUGAUGUGGUGGGCUUACACAAAAGCACAAUUACAGCUCUAGCAUGGAGUGCUAAUGGCAUGAAGCUCUUCUCUGGUGAUGAUAAAGGGAGGGUGGUCUACUCUGCUGUGGACCUGGACCAAGGAGUGUGUAACCCAGUGAUUCUCUUUGAAGAGCCUUCAGCAAUAGUUCAGUUGGAGUACAGUCAGAAAGUCCUUCUGGUUUCAUCCCAUCAGCGUUCAGUGCUAUUCUAUACACAAGAGCAGUUGAAACAGCAGCUGGGCACUAAACCACGAAAAAGCAAUGGAAAGUUCGGUGCCUGCUUCCAGCCAGCUCUGUGCAAGCAGAGCGAUCUGGUGGUAUAUGCUGCCAGGCCAGGGUUGCGUCUGUGGAGGACAGAUGUGCGAGGUCGGGUGGGGGAAACACACGUCCUAAAGCCCCUGUUUAAUCAGGAGGUCCCUCAGUUUGAGAUGUUCCCACGUUCAGGCCCCACCGGUGGAUACAGACCUUCAGAAAGACAGUUGGGAUUGGUCAGCUGCUUCCUGAAAGAGGGCUGGGUCCUUAGCUGGAACGAAUACAGUGUUUAUGUUGUGGACUGCACCAAUCAGGUUAUCAUUGGAGGAUUGGAAAGCAGUGGAGAUAUAGUGUCUGUGUCAUGCACUGAGAAUGAAAUCUUCAUUCUGAAAGGAGAUCGGGACAUUCUGCGAAUCUCAAAUUGCCCUGAGGGAUUGGUUUCUAAUUUAUUAGACCACUCAUACCGUUUUACAUCCCCCACCAUUGUGCUGCCCCCUAAUGGCGCCGUGGAAACAGCUCAGCCAAUCAGAACCAUGCCCAUCAUUACAGAGCAGGAGACUCGAGCCAGUCCCAGGUCAGAGAAGGUGCGUGAAGGGAUUGAGGAGUCAGAGGAGGUGCAGGAGGAACAGCAGCAUGAAGAAUUCAGUCAAGCUGACAAGGCUAUGGUAGUCUCUGAGGAUGUGGAGCAGCAGCAGCGGGUUAGCGUGGGGACCCUUGAAUCCUGCAGUCGCAGCAGCUCCAUCACAUCAUGGGAGAGUGCUCAGGGUAUGUUGACUGCCACGGAGGCCUCCAUCUCAGAGCUCUCCUCUAGCCGAUACAGCACCAUCACCCAGGAGGACUUCCAGCAAGAGCUGGUGGUCAAGGCCAUAAAGCUGAAGAAGAAGGGCAAGAGGAGAAGGCAGGAGAGUGGGAACCGUGUUAAUGAGCGCAACAGCUGGUCGGAGAGCCUGUACAGUCAGGAUGGUGCAGGUAGUGAUGUUCUUAACACACCCAUGAGCGAGCCUCCUUAUGAACACAGUAGCCUGCUGUACAGCAGCCUCGACCUCCACAGCACCUGCUCACCCGACCAGGAGGACUCAGUCUAUGGAGAAACUCACAGUUCUGAUGCCUUCCCUCUUCAGGGCCCUCCAGAACGCUCACCCAACCAGAACCAAGAGCCUGAUCAGGGCUCAGUUAACCAAACAGUAGAAACACAUCCCUCUUGCCCAUCAUCACUCCCUAUGCAAGACAUGGAUUUCCAGGCAUAUAGUGAAAAUGGGGAUGUAUUUGCGGAGCCUCAAAUUGCAGCUACGCCUGAUGUGGACAUACUCCUGGAAUGCACAUUUUCAUAUAUGCAGACAGCUGAUGAGCAGGACGUUAUUGGGGAGCACAUGAAGGAGGACAAGGACCCCCAGCAGGAUUCGGAGCAACAAUAUACAGAGAUUUUACAUGGUGACUUUAACUUGGACUUAUCUUAUGAUCCCAUUAGGCCACUGGGUUACUCCCCUGAACCCGAGCCAACGCCUUCUAGUGAUGAGGAGGACAUCUAUGCCCAUGGAAUGCCAUCCAGUGCCAGUCUGGGGGAUGGACUAAAUGCUCUUAGUCUUCAGUGCUCAGCUGCUAAGCAGAAAGAGGAAGAUGAGAUGCAGCUCCUCAAAGCUGACCAGUUGGCUGAAAGCUGGAUGGGCUACAGUGGGCCUGGCUGUGGUAUCCUCAGUCUAGUUGUUACAGACCGUUAUAUCUGGUGUCUGGAUUUUAAAGGAGGCCUUUUCUGCAGUGGUCUCCCAAAUGGUAGCUUGAGCUGGCAGAAGUUUGAGGAAAAUGUCCAUCAGAUGGCUUUAUCCCCAUCAGGCUCAUUGCUUUGGAAGGUGGAGCAGAAGACUAUGACUGCUUAUGCUUGUGGGAAAGUCACCAUCAAGGGAAAGAGACACUGGUACAAAGCCCUGGAUGACACAGCUUUUGUUGCACUUGGUGAUGACACUGCAUGGCUCAUUCGCACCAAUGGUGAUCUUUACCUACAGACAGGGCUGAGUGUGGACAGGCCAUGUGCGCGGUCAGUGAAGGUGGACUGUCCUUGCCCAAUGGCACAGAUGGCAGCACGAGGCAGUGUGGUGUGGGCACUGAGUGAGCAGAGGGGGGUGUUCUACAGAGAGGGUCUCAGCAGCUACUGUGCAGAGGGGGAGCACUGGAAGUAUGACACUGUCAGUGAGAGCCAAGGACUGGAACCCAUCUGUAUUGCUCUGGGUGAGAACAACACAGCCUGGGCACUAGACACCAGUGGCAGUCUUUGGUUCAGAACAGGGGUCACAACUAAAAAGCCCCAGGGUGAAGAUGAACACUGGUGGCAGGUAAGCAUCACAGACUAUGUGGUGUUUGAUCAGGGCAGUCUGUUGCAGACUUUGAUCCAGGCUACACAGACCGUUGCCACAGCCACUAGAGCUCCAGUGGAGCGGGUGGCAGAGCGCCUUCGUGUGGCCUUCCUCUCCCAGCACUCCCAGUGCCAGCCCAGCCUCAUCAGCGUCAGCAGCAGUGGUGUUUGGAUUGCUUCUGGACGCAAUGAGUUCCAUGUGGCCAAGGGCAGCCUCAUUGGGACAUUUUGGAGAAGUGUUGUACCCAGAGGAACUGCCUCUGCCACAAAAUGGACCUUUGUGUUCUCCUCUGCUGUUCCAGCUGAAGAAGGGAGUUUCCUGUGGUUAGGUCAGAGCAGGAAAGACCUGUUCUGCAUUCGGGACCAGGACAGCCAUCUGCGGCCCUUCACCAUUCAGCUCCCUCCAGAUGUAGAGAUGGUGCAGCUCUCGGCCUGCCAUGAUGCUCUGUGGGGCUUAGAUCACUAUGGCCGUGUCCACAUCCGCACUUUAUCAGCCAGUUGUGCUACGGGCAUGCACUGGACAUUGCUGGAUCUCAGCCAACUCGGGCAUGUGAGGUUUCUUAGUUUGUCCUGUGGCAGUCAGAAUGUUUGGGCAUGUGAUGCUAAUGGUAUGGUGUAUUUCCGUGUUGGAACUCAACCUCUGAACCCCAGCAUGAUGCUCCCUGCAUGGAUCUGCAUUGAACCUCCUGAGCAGCCUGCUGGGCUUCAUCUGGUGAAAAUUCAGACCAGUCCUAAUGACCGCAUGCUGUGGGCGCUGGACAACAGAGGCAAUGUGCUUGUACGCACUGGUAUCACUGAAGAGAUGCCCGUUGGGACCGCCUGGGAACACAUUCCUGGUCUUCAGGCGAGUCACCUGGUUUUGAGCAUGAGGACUGCUUGGGUUCGCCUUCCUAACGGUGAAGUGGCUCGGCGAUACGGUAUUACAGAUAAGAACCCAGCUGGAGACUAUUGGAAAAAGAUUCCAGGAUUGGUCAGCUGGCUUGCGGUGACUCCUAUGGAUGAACUAUGGGCAGUUACUCCUGCUGGUGCUCUCAGCCAGCGACUCACAAAAACUCUGCAUCACAAUAAGGGUAAAAACCAUGGCAACAUAGGUUCUCUUAGUGGAGAGGAGCUGGAGGAAGAGUGGGAGGUGAUUUAGACACCACAAAUUG